This is a messenger RNA of Ictalurus furcatus (blue catfish), 5215 nucleotides long. It is a transcript of the gene epb41l4a, whose product is annotated as erythrocyte membrane protein band 4.1 like 4A. The record is from RefSeq and is a predicted model, not a curated record. Gene Ontology annotation, molecular function: cytoskeletal protein binding. Gene Ontology annotation, cellular component: cytoskeleton. Bases 1653 to 3710 code for a protein of 685 amino acids. The transcript has 24 exons. Lineage: Eukaryota; Metazoa; Chordata; Actinopteri; Siluriformes; Ictaluridae.
CCCAAAAAGCCCUCCAGCAGAUGGGGCGGGAUAAUUGUGAGCAAAAUCAAUAAAAACAGGCGAGAAACAGCAGAUCUUUUCAGACAUCACUGAUACGACUAGAGCAAAACAUGAUCAACGAGCAUGGGUACAGCGGGAGAAUGAUACAGCAGAAACCGGUCAUCAGCCUCAAGACAUUUGCAAAAGAACAUGCACAGAGAGCUUCUGGAGAACUGUCUUAUCUUCAGAUGAAUCCAAAUUGAGAAAGCCAGGAGAAGAACUCCAACCCGAGUGCACAUAGGUGGAAAUGGUGAAGUCUGGUGCUGUCUUUCUUACUGUUGGUGAACUCAGGUGUGUACAGAGGCAUUAUUCAAGCAACAGGAGCAUCAUAGCCAGUGAUGGUCCUCCCAGAGCCAGGACUUACAGUAAAGCCUCCAGAGCAUCCACAGGAUGUGGUGGAGAAGAAAUCCACAGUUUGGAGAUGCUCUAGUGUGGAUGAACUGAAAGUUUUAUCGGUUUUGUUGCUUGAACCUUGGAGGAAACUUCCAGCACAGCUCUUUUAGGGUUAACUGUGAUGUAACUGUGAUGUUUAACGAAGCUGUCCAAAUACUUUAUGUCCAAUUAUGUAUCUAUUAUUUGUUUUUUUUUUUAUAUUUUUUUAAGCAUAACUGUUUUGGGGAAAUGCUCUGUGUUAUCUUUGUUUAAAAACGUAUGCCAACUGGUCUGACAUGUUGUUUUCUAAUGCAGUGAAAUUGAGACAGCCCAAAUAAAUAGGUUUAUAGGGCCGUUGUAGGCCUGCAUGAUGCAAAAAAACGGACGGAUGCUCUAAUAUAUAAAUAUGUACUGCCACAAUUCAACUUUAUUCUCUCUUUUUUUUUUAUUCCGACAGAUGGCAGGAAAGUUAUGUUUUUCACCACAGCUCUGUCCGAGUAGAAAAGCUAAAACGAACGAGGGCGGAGUCCUAGAACAAUUGUAUUAGGGGACGGGGGGCGGAGCUUGAAUCUCAAACAACUCUACAUUCGCUAUACAAGUGCACUACGUAGGGCUUAGCAGCCAUUGUUUUUUUAAAUGCUAAAGUAGUGCGCGCGUGUAGGGACCCGUGAGCGGUUUGGGACUCAGCCGCAGCCGGGGAGCUCCUUGGCAACGGGGCGCUGGAGGAAUGAAUUUUUACGGCGCCGUCAGUUUCAAGUCGGUGCGGAACAUUAUUAUUAUUGCGGACACACACACACACACACACAUAUAUAGAAGAGAAAUAACAAUAAGCGACCACUUAAAAGGAGAAAAUAAAUAAAUGAAAAGGAAUUACUUCUGGGACUCAGGAGCAGAAAUUUCUCGCGCGCGCACAGAGCUCUCGUGAGGGUCGUCAAGUGUGUGCGCGAGCGGUCAAACAGAAAGAUGCUGAGGAGAUGCUAAAUGUUAAGAGUUGUUUUUUUUUUUGCUAUAAAAGGUCACUUAAAAAGACGUGAUAAAGCGUAAAUACUAUUUAUUCUGUAGGCGACACCUAACAAAAGAGUCGUGUGAGGAAAGUAACUCAGGUGUUUGUUUGUUUUUUUUUGUUUUGUUUGGUUUUUAUUUUGUUUUUCCGGACACGGAGUUCUUUUCAGCACCAUGACGACAGAUUAAGACUUUAUUUAUUUUUUUAUAGAAAACAAAAUUGAGUUUUCAGUGCAAAUAUGAGCUGUUUCUGCUCCACUCAAGAGGAAUUCUACUGCGAGGUGUUGCUUCUGGAUGAGACGAAGCUCAUUUUAACCUCCCAGCAUCAGGGCUUGAAGAAAUCCACCAAGGGCUCUGUGGUGCUGGAUUACGUGUUCAGCCACGUCAACCUUUUAGAAAGCGACUACUUCGGCCUGCGCUACUGCGACCGCAGCCAUCAGACAUAUUGGUUAGAUCCGACAAAAACCCUGGCAGAACAUAAAGACCUUAUAGCAACCGGCCCACCAUACACACUGUAUUUCGGAGUUAAAUUUUAUGCCGAGGAUCCCUGUAAACUACAGGAGGAAAUUACAAGGUACCAGUUCUUCCUUCAGAUAAAGCAGGAUGUGCUGCAAGGAAGAAUUCCAUGUCCCUUCAAUGUCAGUGCACAGAUGGCAGCUCUGGCGAUCCAGUCCGAGCUCGGAGAUUAUGACCCGUACAAGCACAUGCCAGGCUACGUGUCGGAGUAUCGCUUUGUUCCAGACCAGAAAGAAGACUUGGAGGACGCGAUUGAGCAGGUUCACAAAACUCUAAUGGGUCAGGCGCCUUCCGAAGCGGAGAUGAAUUAUUUAAGCAUGGCUAAAACCCUGGAGAUGUAUGGGGUGGACCUUCAUCCUGUGUUUGGGGAAAAGCAGUCCGAGUAUUUCCUGGGGCUGACACCAGUUGGAGUUGUAGUUUAUAAAAAUAAAAGCCAAGUUGGGAAGUAUUUCUGGCCAAGGAUUACAAAAGUAUUUUUCAAAGAAACACAGUUCGAGCUGCGCGUUCUGGGGAAAGAUUGCAAUGAGACAUCAUUCUUCUUCGAAGCUCCCAGCAAGGCGUCAUGUAAAAACCUUUGGAAGUGUUGUGUGGAACACCACACCUUCUUCAGUCUUCAUUCCCCAAGUAACUCAAAUUACAGAAUGCCGGAAAAUGAGGUCAACACACUGUCAAGCAAGCUGUCCAAAUUCAGCUCUCUGGGCUCCAAACAUCGUUACAGUGGGAAGACCGCCAUGCAGAUGGGAAAAGAUCAGUGUGUCAGUUUGCCCAGGCCGAAUCUGGAGGUGGUGCGCACACGCAGUAAGACUUACCCAAAGAGGAGCACUCAGCCUACAAGCUUGAACAAUGGGAGUCGAUCAGUCACAAAGGCAGGAAAUUCCCUGGGUGAAGGCCAGGCUAAAGCCAGCACACUCCCACCCGCCAAGAGCCCCAAAGUGUCCAAGACAGAGAGCGUUUCAGAGGAUCAGCCAAGCAAGCACCUGGCCCCCUGGGACGAGAACGCACCACAGAGCGGGCUGUACAACCAGGCCAGCGAGCGAAACAAAUCUCCCAAAUUCCCAAACACACGUAGACGUUCACCCUCAGGAGGGAGCGAGAACGAGGUCAUGAACUCCUCCAGGCACAGGAAAGUGAGCAGUGAGGAUCCAUCCAGCAAACAGCACCGGAGAAGGUCACGUUCCCGUGGCAACACAAGCAGCGGCAGUGAGUCAGAGAAUUCCAACAGAGAGCAUCGUAAGAAGAGGAACCGGUCUCGGCAGGAGAACGAGAUGGUCGAUUCUGGACCGCAGUGGGAGGCUGUGCUUCGCAGGCAAAAGGAGAAAAACCCGAAUGACCCCAACCACCGCCGCUCGCGCCAGCGAUCUCGAUCGAGAAGUCCAGAUGUUCAAGCUAAAGAGCAGCUGUGGAAGCAUAUACAGAAGGAGUUGGUGGAUCCAUCCGGUCUGACAGAGGACCAGCUGAAGGAGAUUCCAUAUAAGAAAGUAGAAACGCAAGGUGACCCGAUACGUAUCCGGCACUCUCACUCUCCCCGGAGCUACCGUCAGUACCGGCGCUCACACUGCUCCGAUGGAGAGAGGUCUGUCCUCUCAGAGGUCAACUCUCGGACUGAUCUGGUGCCUCCACUUCCUGUUACGCGCACCGUAGACAUGACAGGGUCCAGUACUGCCACCUCACAGAAGAAUGGAUCCAAAGACAACCUGUCGGAGAGCUCUGGACAGGAGACAAAAGGCAGCAUCAAGGCGGCGAAAACCUCACACAGCUCUCGGAUGAAAAACGAAACGUGACCGCGUUCGCGAUUUGAAACACCGUGAAAGGUUAGGAGAGGUAACGGACAAUCUACUGAGACCUGGAAGUAUUCAACACGACUAGAUGGAAAUUUCAGACAGACACGGAACUCCUGUCUAAAACUAUCCAUGCCGAAAGCUUGUCUGAUAAAUAAGUUAGUGUUAAUUUAUAAAAAAAGAAAAGAAAGGCAUUUUGUACUUUUAUUAACUGAACAAACACGGACAUGAUCACCGUAAGUGUUUUAAACACCACUCAUUCUAUUCUGACAAUCAAGUGAAGGAUAAUGACUCAUUUAUAUAGCGAACACUGCACAGGCAUUAAGGUGUUACACCGAACACUGACUCUGACAUUUUAUACAGUAUUAAAUAUUCUUGAACUCGUUAUCGUACAUGUGGAUAUUAUCAUGCAAAGAAAUUGUACUCGUGUCCUCCGACGGUAGACUAAACUCUGUAGGAAACUGUUGCUGCUGUAGCUCUUUGUAUUGUCUUUCUCUGCUGUUAGGAAAUACACUGUACGUGGUUAACUGUAGCUGAGCUGGAGACUCAAUAAAAUAAAUUCAACAGAGAUGUAAUAGUCGCUAUUUUCAUAAUAUUAAAACCGCCUGCUUAAUACUGCGUAGGUCCGCCUCGUGCCACCAAAACACCUCCGUCGAGGCUUCAAGACCUCUGAAGGUGUGCAGCAGAUCCUUUAAGUCCUGUAAAUUGUGAGGUGGGGCCUCCGUGGAUCGGACUCAUCCUCCUCAAUGCAAAAACAACCCCAACACAUUUAAUCUCCUGAGCGAUUCAUUACCACCAACAUUACGACAGAAGUAACUGUAAUAGAUACGUUGUUAUGUGUAUUCUUAAUAAGUCUGUGUUUUGUGCUGCCUUUUCAGUCAAAUAUGAAAUACUCUGUGUUUUUUUUUACUCUGUGUUGAAAUUUCAGAAUUAUUCCGUUCUGCUGAUGGAUCAACGUUUAACAGCAUAACAUUUUCAGAUCAGAUAUUCAGUGCUGUUUACAAUUCGCUGCCACUAGGGGGAGUCACUCAACAUGUCCUAAUGACUCAGUAAUUCCGCUCUUCUCAGAAGAAGCAUCUGGCUGUCAUUCUAUAUAAUGGGAAACUAGUUUCAUUUGAUCUUGUUCUGUGUUUUUUUUCAUUCAUUCAAUCAUCAGUAAACACCUAAUCGUGGUCAGGGUCGUGGUGGAUACGGAGCCUAUUGCAGGAACACUGGGCACAAGUCCAGAGAAUUUACCCCGGAUGGGAUGCCAGUCCGUCGCAGGCAUCAUGCACGCACGCACGCACGCACACCCUCUUUAGUAAAGCUGUAAUUGCGUAUAUAACGUAGUAUUUAAGCAAUAGUGCAUGAGCAAGGGUGCGGUUAUACUGAAUAUCGUCGGGGUUUUUUACAGCCAAAUCACAGCUGUGCCGAUAUUCAGUAUAACCGCAAGAUUGCGGUGCGAUAUUGCUUUUAUACAACCCUAACCCUCCUGAUAUUUCUUUGUAAAUACCCUAAAGCUAACCAUU